Arabidopsis thaliana (thale cress) is the source of this 2195-nucleotide messenger RNA. RefSeq names its product Fatty acid hydroxylase superfamily. Gene Ontology annotation, biological process: lipid biosynthetic process; response to stress. Gene Ontology annotation, molecular function: iron ion binding. Gene Ontology annotation, cellular component: membrane. NCBI's taxonomy places the organism in Eukaryota, Viridiplantae, Streptophyta, Magnoliopsida, Brassicales, Brassicaceae. Bases 81 to 1964 code for a protein of 627 amino acids. The transcript has 7 exons. The record is from RefSeq and is marked reviewed.
AUGUCACAUUAUAAACAAGUACCUCCAAAUUGCACUUCCUUCAAACUUAUUCGACAGUAGACUAGCUCAAGUACCUUUGGAUGGCGUCGAGGCCCGGAGCUCUUACGGAGUGGCCAUGGAGUCCCCUUGGUAGCUUCAAGUACCUCUUGGUGGCCCCGUUGGUGAUGGCGAGCAUGCACUCGUACGUGACGGCUGUGGAUGAGGAGAAAGACCUCAGCAGACUUAUGAUAGUCGUGUUGAUGCUGUGGAGAAUAGUUCACAGCCAGAUAUGGAUCAGCGUGUCUCGCCAGAGGACGGCUAAGGGAACGAACAAGAUCGUGGACAAGCCCAUUGAGUUUGAGCAAGUGGACCGAGAGCGCACUUGGGACGACCAAGUCAUCUUCAACACUCUCCUCAUGUAUCUCGCAAACAUCAAGCUCCCAGGCGCCUCCCACCUUCCCCCAUGGAGGCUAGACGGGGCCAUCCUCAUGGCUCUACUUCACGCUGGUCCCGUCGAGUUUCUCUACUACUGGUUUCACAGAGCUCUCCACCACCAUUUCCUCUACUCUCGCUACCAUUCUCACCACCACUCCUCCAUUGUCACCGAGCCCAUCACGUCUGUGGUGCACCCCUUCGCCGAGCACAUCGCCUACACACUACUCUUUGCCAUACCUAUGGUAACGGCGUCCCUGUGUGGGAUCCUCUCCAUCGUUUCCAUCAUGGGAUACAUUACUUACAUUGACUUCAUGAACAACAUGGGACAUUGCAACUUCGAGCUUUUCCCUAAGCGUCUCUUCCACCUCUUCCCUCCCCUCAAGUUCCUCUGUUACACCCCCUCGUUUCACUCGCUCCACCACACGCAGUUCCGGACCAACUACUCUCUGUUCAUGCCAAUAUACGACUUCAUCUACGGGACGACUGAUAAUUUGACCGACUCACUAUACGAGAGGUCGUUGGAGAUAGAGGAAGAAUCACCCGACGUCAUCCACCUCACUCACCUCACCACACACAACUCCAUCUACCAAAUGCGCCUUGGUUUCCCGUCCCUCUCCUCUUGCCCCUUGUGGUCUCGACCCCCAUGGUACCUCACAUGCUUCAUGUGGCCCUUCACUCUCCUCUGCUCAUUUGCCCUCACUUCAGCUAUCCCUUUGCGCACCUUUGUCUUUGAGCGAAACCGUCUCCGUGACCUCACCGUUCACUCUCACCUCCUUCCCAAGUUUUCCUUUCACUAUAAAUCACAGCGCCACCAUGAGUCCAUCAACACUAUCAUAGAGGAAGCUAUCCUUGAAGCAGAUGAAAAGGGUGUGAAAGUAAUGAGUCUUGGCCUGAUGAACAAUAGGGAGGAACUAAACGGGUCUGGAGAAAUGUACGUGCAAAAGUAUCCGAAGUUGAAGAUAAGACUAGUGGACGGGAGCAGCAUGGCAGCUACGGUGGUUAUCAACAAUAUUCCAAAGGAAGCCACGGAAAUUGUCUUUAGAGGAAAUCUCACAAAGGUGGCUUCGGCUGUUGUCUUUGCUCUGUGCCAAAAGGGCGUCAAGGUGGUCGUGUUACGCGAGGAGGAACACAGCAAACUCAUCAAAUCUGGGGUUGACAAGAAUCUGGUACUGUCUACAAGCAAUAGUUAUUACUCCCCAAAGGUGUGGUUGGUGGGGGAUGGAAUAGAGAACGAAGAGCAGAUGAAAGCAAAAGAAGGAACCCUCUUUGUUCCCUUUUCUCACUUUCCGCCCAACAAACUCCGCAAGGACUGUUUCUACCAGUCCACUCCAGCUAUGCGUGUUCCCAAGUCUGCCCAAAACAUCGACUCCUGUGAGAACUGGCUGGGGAGGAGGGUGAUGAGUGCAUGGAAAAUAGGAGGUAUAGUGCAUGCACUUGAGGGUUGGGAGGAGCAUGACUGCGGCAACACUUGCAACGUCCUCCGUCUCCACGCCAUAUGGGAAGCUGCUCUUCGCCAUGAUUUCCAACCUCUCCCACCAUCUCCUCUAUGAGCUUUUUUCAUAUUCAUACAUCUAUGUCCCCUUUCUUGAUUAUAUCUACUUCCCUUCCAUCAUUGUUUGCUGUUUACUAUGUUUUUCUAUCGACAAUAUAUAAGUACCCUUGUUACCCUUGGUGCCACGUGCUUCAUAUAUGUUAGAAAGGGCAAAAAAAUUCGUCGUAUGAUAUGCUUAGUUAAAUUUUAUAAAACUCAAUAAAAAUCUUCAGAAACAGUGCUAUGAUCA